AUGGAUUUCAGCUCUCCUUUUACUCUGCAGUGCUUGCUGGUGGUAAUAACUGUUACUCAUGGCUCUGUCAUCUGGACUGGUGUACUCAGCGGUGGGUCAGCAGUCUUUUCUAUGGGAAUUCAAAGUCUGCAGAACCUCUCCAGAAUGAGCAAGGGGGACAAGAGAUGCUUAACAGCUGUCUUAAAUGAUACCUUGUUGGCAGAGUGUGGCACUUCUGCCAGCAGAUGUCUGAACUUGCAGAAUGGCUCCCUAGUGCUGAGGAGUGUGGAGAAAGAGGACGAAGGAAAUUAUGAGUUUGUUUUUCAGAACAUCACCAGAUCUUUUAAGCUGGAAGUAUUUGAGCCAUCCGUUGAUAUCCAGUGCUUCCCUAACGGGACCGGGGAGCUGUACUGUGAUGUGACCAGCAACCAGAGCACCAGCUUUCGGUGGCUGCUCAACGGCACUGCGCUGAGCGCCCCUGAGGCUUGCGUUAAGGACGGUGGCAAGAAGGUUCGCCUGGACAGGACUGUGCCCGGGGAAUUUGUGUGUGAGGUUCACCAUGGGAACAGCAUCACGAGGACCAGGCCUGUUGUGCUGUCUUGCAACUAUGGAGACCUGUUGCAGUACCCAUGGUUCAUUUACAUCCUGGCAGGCUGUGCAGGGGGUGUGGUUAUCCUGGUGGUGGUUGUGUCCUCAGUCAUAUGUUGCUGCAUGAAAAGGAAACACAAGUUCAUUCCAGUGCCUUCAGAGGAGGAGAAAGAUGAUGGACUAACAAUGUCCAUGAUCUCCAGUGAAGGUAUGAAGAGUCCCCCCAGUGGAGACCAUGUCGAAGCUCAACCUGCACAAAUUGACUGCCCUUCAAAGCCUGACACUGCCCAAACUGGUCAAGGGACUGAGCCCCAGGACCUCGUGGAAGAAAAUUUACCAGUAGAGACAGAGCCCGAGGAAAUACCAGACGCAGAGGUCAUAGUUGAUGUGGAAAGCCAGGAAAAGGCCUCAGACUGUUUCCCAGAUCCAAGUGAUAACUGA
Indicator indicator is the source of this 1008-nucleotide messenger RNA. RefSeq lists its product as uncharacterized. Bases 1 to 1008 code for a protein of 335 amino acids. Lineage: Eukaryota; Metazoa; Chordata; Aves; Piciformes; Indicatoridae. The record is from RefSeq and is a predicted model, not a curated record. The transcript is spliced from 6 exons.